Coccidioides immitis RS is the source of this 1781-nucleotide messenger RNA. RefSeq names its product siderophore biosynthesis acetylase AceI. Lineage: Eukaryota; Fungi; Ascomycota; Eurotiomycetes; Onygenales; Onygenaceae. Bases 407 to 1702 code for a protein of 431 amino acids. Gene Ontology annotation, biological process: siderophore biosynthetic process. The record is from RefSeq and is a predicted model, not a curated record. The transcript has 2 exons.
UCCAUUCGAAGCCAUUGUCCCAUUGGACUAUUGCUCGUAUGCUUGGACCGCGUUGCGUUGGAAACCUGGUCGUGGCAUUGUCUUUCACCAAGAAGACACAUAAAGAUCCACUGGAAGUGGGUUGAGGCCGUGGAAAACACUCCGCACUGACGAUUUAGGAAUAGCGAGCCCGCGAAACGAGGACUGGAAAGCGGGUGCUCUGCAAACACACUCGGCGUUCAUAAAGAGAUUACAGAGUAACUCGCAGGUAGUGAACUCGAUAUUAAUCACAACAGCAGUUCAACGGAGUUGAACACUGUAAGUUAAAGCGUCCCUGCGAACGUUGAAUCCAACAUUACCAACAUCAACACUAUAUCGGAGCCGAGUUGUCUCUGCGACUAGAGAAUCAUCCUCGUUCUCAUGAAAGAUGUCAUCACAUAUACCUUCUGACUUUCGCCCCUGCGUGCGUCUCCCUGAACCAUACAACGGCACCUACGAACUUCACGAGACCACGCCCGCAAGCUCGACCGUGCCAACAUUCAACCUUCGGCUAUCAUCAGAUUCAGACCAGAAUCACCUUCCACCCGAAACUCUUCAUCAUGACACUCUCCAAUUCACCGAGUUUUCAAGAGUCGAUGCAGACUCAGUUCCGCUGGAGAAUAAUUCCCCCUGGGCUCGAGCUAAGCGAAGCCCAUCCGCGGUGAUUCAAUGGGAGGGCUCAGUCGCCCCUACAAUCGGCAAUAUCUGGCUUGUCAUGUAUAUGGCUAUUACAUGCUGCCCUGAUCUCGAAGUCUUCAGAUUGAAGUUCUCAGGGGAACAGGCUUUGGAACUAGUCCAGCAGCUUAAGUCGGUCGGCUUGGCCAUCGAACAUCCUCCCCCGUCCGCUCCUCCAGGCAAACCAAUCCCGGUUUCCCACGACCACAAGGACUUCGUCGUGAUCUCCAGGAGUGCAUUCUGGCAAGGAGCCGGCUCUCCGUUUGGAGCAAGACCAUUUUGGGUGGUAGGGUCUGGGAAGGGCAGCCUCGCCGGCUCUUCCUACCCUAUCCGUCCUUUGGAUUAUACUAUGACAACUAAGUUCCCUGAUGCGCGAGUUUACGCACGUCACCCCAUCAGACCAGCUAAGCCGAUCCCUGGGUCAACAAUAUACGCUCGUUACAUCCCUCAUUUAAGGGAGACCUUUUCAAUGGUUGCGCUCGACUGGAAAAAUGAAGAACACGUCAAUUAUUUCCACGUCUGGCAAAAUGAUCCGCGCGUUGCACAAAGCUGGAACGAGACGGGAACUCUAGAGCAGCAUCGAGAGUAUCUUCGGAAAAUGCAUGAAGACGAGCACCAGUUUGCUGUUCUUGGAAAAUUUGAUGAUAAUUAUUUUGCUUAUUUCGAAAUUUAUUGGGCAAAGGAGGAUCACGUUGGAGCAUAUUAUGAUGCGGGAGAUUAUGACAGAGGUCGCCAUUUUCUGGUCGGAGACUCGAGGUUCCGUGGGCCACACCGGGUCAAGGCCUGGCACACGAGCUUGACGCACUAUAUGUUUCUUGAUGAACCCCGAACCACCUUGGUAGUCGGUGAACCCAGAGCCACAGGGACUAAAGUCCUCGGAUACGAUCAAGCAAACGGCUACUACAUUGACAAAUGGAUCGACCUGCCUCAUAAACGUGCUGCAUUGAUCAAAUGCACCCGCGAGCGGUUUUUCCAGCUGUGUCCAUUUCACUACGAAAACUUUAGUUAGUUUAAGUGGAGAUUGACUUUAUGAUUCCAUGCCCAUCUAUGAAAUUUUUGGGCUAGUUACGUUCAAAGUAUGCUUCAUA